AUGUAUGCUAUACGAAGUUAUUACGCCCACAAGGCCCUGGGCAUGCUGCCCGUGGCGCCGCGGCCCGCGCGGCCCCCCGGAGACCCAGGCUCGGGCCCGGGCAGCGGCGGCACCUGCGAGAACCCUGAGAAGUUCCAGUACGUGGAGAAGAGCCGCUCGUGCGCGCCGCGCUGCGGCCCGGGGGUCGAGGUGUUCUGGUCGCGGCGCGACAAGGACUUCGCGCUCGUCUGGAUGGCCGUGUGGUCGGCGCUGUGCUUCUUCUCCACGGCCUUCACCGUGCUCACCUUCCUGCUGGAGCCUCACCGCUUCCAGUACCCCGAGCGCCCCAUCAUCUUCCUCUCCAUGUGUUACAACGUCUACUCGCUGGCCUUCCUCAUCCGCGCCGUGGCCGGAGCCCAGAGCGUGGCCUGUGACCAGGAGGCGGGCGCGCUCUACGUGAUCCAGGAGGGUCUGGAGAACACGGGCUGCACGCUCGUCUUCCUGCUGCUCUACUACUUCGGCAUGGCCAGCUCGCUCUGGUGGGUGGUCCUGACGCUCACCUGGUUCCUGGCGGCCGGCAAGAAAUGGGGCCACGAGGCCAUCGAGGCCCACGGCAGCUACUUCCACAUGGCAGCCUGGGGCCUGCCAGCGCUCAAAACCAUCGUUAUCCUGACGCUGCGCAAGGUGGCGGGGGACGAGCUGACUGGACUCUGCUACGUGGCCAGCAUGGAUGCCGCGGCGCUCACAGGAUUCGUGCUGGUGCCCCUCUCCUGUUAUCUAGUGCUGGGCACCAGCUUCCUCCUGACCGGCUUCGUGGCCCUCUUCCACAUCCGCAAGAUCAUGAAGACAGGAGGCACCAACACGGAGAAGCUGGAGAAGCUCAUGGUCAAGAUUGGGGUCUUUUCCAUCCUCUAUACGGUGCCUGCCACAUGCGUCAUUGUGUGCUACGUCUAUGAACGCCUCAACAUGGACUUCUGGCGCCUUCGGGCCACAGAGCAGCCAUGUACAGCGGCCACCAUGCCCGGAGGCCGAAGGGACUGCUCUCUGCCAGGGGGCUCAGUGCCCACUGUGGCUGUUUUUAUGCUCAAAAUCUUCAUGUCACUAGUGGUGGGCAUCACCAGUGGCGUCUGGGUAUGGAGCUCCAAGACUUUCCAGACCUGGCAGAGCCUGUGCCACCGAAAGAUGGCAGCUGGCCGGGCCCGAGCCAAGGCCUGCCGGGCCCCCGGGGGCUAUGGCCGUGGCACUCACUGCCACUAUAAGGCCCCCACCGUGGUCUUGCAUAUGACUAAGACGGACCCCUCUCUGGAGAACCCCACACACCUCUAGCGACACAGGCCUGGUGUGGGGAGGCUGCUGCCCUCUCCUUGCCCUCCCGCCCCACCCCAAGAGACAGCUGACUAGCAGCUGCCCAGCUGUCAAGGUCAAGCAAGUGAGUGCAAGGGGGCUGAGGACCAGGGUGGGGACCCAGUAAAUCUCAUCCCCCAUUCCCGCUAACGCAGAGGGUGGGCAUGGCUGAGUCCCCACAGGGUCCUAGGAGAAGAUGUGGAAAGGAGGAAGGGGCAGAAGGGGGCAUGGUCCAGCAGGGAGUUUAUUUAAUGAUGUAAUUUAUUGUUGCGUUUCUCUGGAAGCUGUGACUGGAAUAAACCCCCAUGUGGCA
Molecule: messenger RNA, 1636 nt
Organism: Galeopterus variegatus (Sunda flying lemur)
Lineage: Eukaryota; Metazoa; Chordata; Mammalia; Dermoptera; Cynocephalidae
Gene: FZD9
Product: frizzled class receptor 9
Exons: 1
Coding region: 1-1305 (434 amino acids)
Biological process (GO): canonical Wnt signaling pathway; non-canonical Wnt signaling pathway
Cellular component (GO): plasma membrane
Molecular function (GO): Wnt-protein binding; Wnt receptor activity
Source: RefSeq, a predicted model, not a curated record